AACAAAGUGAGCACAAGAGACAGAUGACUUUACAAGAGAGAACCUUAUUUGAGGGAUUCUGUCCGCUUCCGUAUGACACAUCUGGUAUCUGGACGACUGAAAUCAAGUUUAACAUUUCAAAUGACGGAGUACGUUUCACAGACACGUAUCAAGUUAUUAUAUAUCAGUCCCAUUGUCAGGAGUACCACAAUGAAUCCGGAAAUGUGUAUUUCAUCUUAAAGGAACAUUUCUGUUUCAUCGACAGUAAAUGCAUUAGUUCCAUGCAGAAUAGUUCCAUCAAUGAGUGUCUAUACUGCAAUACAACAAAUGAUAAAUUCAACUGGACAGAAAAUGAAUCCUGUGGACAAACAACAACAGAAAGUAUGACAACAACAAUGAUUCAUACAGACACAGAAUCCACAUUGAGGAGCUCAACAGAACAAAUAGAAGAGACUACAGCUUCUAUUACGACAGCUGCACAGGACAAAACAACAUAUACCAAAGCAACCUCUCCAAUCACAACUACAGAAAACGAACAUACAUCUAUGUUUUGCUGA
Saccostrea echinata is the source of this 536-nucleotide messenger RNA. RefSeq lists its product as uncharacterized. The transcript is spliced from 4 exons. NCBI's taxonomy places the organism in Eukaryota, Metazoa, Mollusca, Bivalvia, Ostreida, Ostreidae. Bases 24 to 536 code for a protein of 170 amino acids. The record is from RefSeq and is a predicted model, not a curated record.